AGUUAGCUCUGUUUACGAUUGAUUUGUUUACAUCUGCUCGCAACAGCAUGCAAUAUCGCAAGGCUUCCGCGAGCGAUUUCCACAAUAAAUUCCGUCGAAAUAAUGACGAGCGCUGCAAAUAAUCUGACCGGUGUCGAACAGGACGAACAGUGCACUGAUAUAAACGAUGUGUUUGAGGACAUCUUUCUAACCGAAGAACGUAUCGUCGAUGAACACUUCCACCAGGGAAUCGAAGCCGGCCAGUACGAAGUGUCGAACCAGGAGAUAGAAGACUACGGUUACCGGUCAGGAUUAGAAAUUGGACAAGAAAUUGGCUUUUACCACGGCAUUGUAACGACAAUUGCAUCCCAACCGGAGUCAACAUCCAACGAGAAAGCAUACACCAUUUUGCAGGAACUGUUAACUGCCCUUGAAAAGUAUCCACACGAGAACGAUCAGAGCGUAGAGCUGUUGCACAGUUUGCAACAGAUUCGGAACAAAUUUCGACGCCUGUGUGCGCUGCUGAAAGUCCCCUUCAAGUAUACGAAAACGAAUGAUCUUUCGUUUUAAACCGGUCGCGAUGGAACGGAUCAGGCAGCAGGUGGAUACGAUCGUACGCUUCCUAGCGCCGAACAUGGAAUUCGUCAACUGCCACAUGGUGGAUUAUCUCACGGAGCAACACUGGAAGCGGUUUGUACCGGAGCCGAUACAGCAGGUGCUACGAACGGGUGACGAUUACCGGGAGGCAAAGGAACUGUUCUGGAGUCAGUUCGAACCGGGGUUCGAAAGCGAUGGUCGUUAUCCGAGCAUAAAAGCAUUCAUCGACAACACGCGCCAAUAUCGACUGGGUGGAAGCAAAGUGCAAGAUACUGCACUCACGCUGGAUGAAUUUAAAGAAGCGCUUUCGAAUCAUCGGAAGGACACGAGGCUGAAAAUGACGGAACUGAUGAAUGUGAAAAAGUGCCACGAGGUAGAGGUAGCUGCUGCGGCCGUGGCUUCGCUCUGCACAGCUAUGGUUUCGGGCACAGGCUCAGCAGCAAGGCUGGAAGAUAUUUUGGUGAUUGAUGCGGGCGAUGGGAAAGGCUACCUGUCGUCGAGAAUUGCCCUAGAGCACGGAAUCAAGGUUCUUGGCGUGGAUUGUAACGAGGAGAAUACAAGCAAUGCAGAAAAGCGCCUAGAGCGGCUUAAGAACAAAAUUCCCAAAGCGGUCCGCAAAUCCAACCUGGAAGAGGACGAACAUUUCACCAAUCUAGUGAGGGAAAACAACCUAAACACGCUCUACCGAACGGCCACCCAGCUGAUCGAUUUCAACACGAACCUGAUCGAGCUGGCAGCCGAAUACUUUCCCACCGGCAAUCACAGCACUUUCUGUCUGUGUGGUUUGCACACGUGCGGCAACCUGGGCCCAAACUGUCUCCGCCUUUUCCACGAAAACCCUACCAUCGAGGGAAUCUGUAACGUUGGCUGCUGUUACCAUCUGAUGCAGGAACAGUUCGUAGUGGAUGAGUUUUACAACCCAACCAAAGCGGCGGACAAUCCGGGCUACGGGUUCCCGAUGAGCAGCUACCUACGGGAACGAUCCUUUGCCCUGGGACGCAACGCCCGCAACCUGGCGGCCGAAUCGAUCGAACGGGCGUGUGCGAACCGUGAAAAUCCUAGCGACAAGCUGGGCUACCGCGCCCUGCUGCAGGUAGUGUUUCUGGAGCGUGGCGAGAAAAAAUCGCACCAGGUCGGACGGCUCAAGUGUGGCGGGUUUGUGGAGUACGUAAGAAAAUCCGUCCGACGGUUAGGGCUGACGGAAAGUGUAACGAUUGCGGACGAGUGUUUGUUGGAGCUGCAGGCCCGGUUUGCGGUGGAGCUGGAGCAGCUGAAAGUGUUCUACCUGUUACGGCAACAGUUUGCACCGGUCAUCGAAACGUUAAUCCUGCUCGAUCGCUUGCUGUACCUGCGGGAGUGUGGGUACGAACGUAGCUUUCUGGUGAAACUGUUCGAACCGGUCGUAUCGCCACGAUGUUACGCUUUAAUAGCACAGAAAUAGAAACCUGCGGAUGCGAAGAUUUGUUUUUCAUCAA
Molecule: messenger RNA, 2051 nt
Organism: Anopheles stephensi (Asian malaria mosquito)
Lineage: Eukaryota; Metazoa; Arthropoda; Insecta; Diptera; Culicidae
Product: methyltransferase-like protein 25
Exons: 2
Coding region: 533-2017 (494 amino acids)
Source: RefSeq, a predicted model, not a curated record